GAUAAGUAGAGAUUGUCAGGAGUUAGAGCCUUCCGUUGGGGAACAGCUAGCCUCCUUGCUUUAUCAUGAUCCAGAUAGUGAGCUUAUGGCAAUUUCACUGGCAGCAGAAUCAAAACGUGAACAAGAGAAAGCAAAGGGAGUCAAUUCAGAUAUUGGAGGAGAGAAUCCAGACAUCGUUCCAUUUGAGGACAAUGAAGACGAGGAAGAGGAAGAAAGUGAGGAGGAUGAAAGCUUUGGUGGGGCAGAUCAGGGCAGAGGAAUGAUGUGGCCCCCUCACAUGCCACUAGCCCGUGGAGCCAGACCCAUGCCCGGGAUGCGUGGUUUUCCACCUAUGAUUAUGGGUGGUGAUGGCUUUUCUUAUGGAUCAGUUACACCUGAUAGUUUUGGGAUGCCAGAUGUCUUUGGUGCUCCUCGUCCAUUUGCUCCAUAUGGACCAAGGUUUUUUGGGGAUUUUAGAGGUUCCACAUCUGGCAUGAUGUUUCCAGGACGACCUCCACAAUCUGGGCCAAUGUUUCCAGGUGGUGGACUAGGGAUGAUCAUGGGUCCAGGGCAUGCUUCGUUUAUGGGGGGUAUGGCUACAGGUGCAAAUCCUCCUCGAGGUGGCCGGCUCAUUGGCAUGGCCCCUACGUUUCCUGGACCUCCAACAUCUUCCUCACAUAAUUCUGAUAGGCCUAUUAAAAGAGAUCAGGGACACCAACCAAUGACAGAUAUAAUGCAGUAUCGGAGCAGGGUAGAGGUCAGGACAUGA
Messenger RNA from Hibiscus syriacus, 748 nucleotides. Its product is annotated as 30-kDa cleavage and polyadenylation specificity factor 30-like. NCBI's taxonomy places the organism in Eukaryota, Viridiplantae, Streptophyta, Magnoliopsida, Malvales, Malvaceae. The coding region runs from base 86 to 748 and encodes 220 amino acids. The record is from RefSeq and is a predicted model, not a curated record. The transcript has 2 exons.